Eimeria necatrix is the source of this 4095-nucleotide messenger RNA. RefSeq names its product kringle domain-containing protein, putative. The transcript is spliced from 6 exons. Bases 1 to 4095 code for a protein of 1364 amino acids. The record is from RefSeq and is a predicted model, not a curated record. Lineage: Eukaryota; Apicomplexa; Conoidasida; Eucoccidiorida; Eimeriidae.
AUGACAACAGCAGCAGCAGGAGCAGCAGCAGCAGCAGACUGCGUCUGCGGCCCUGGGUACUACUACCGCUCCUCCUCUGCUGCAGCAGCAGGAGCAGCAGCAGCAGCAGGAGCAGCAGCAGCAGCAGGAGCAGCAGCAGCGGAGGAGACCAAGGGGUGUCUCCUUUGUCCCGUCAACACCUACAAGGAGACACUUGGCAACAGCAGCUGCAGGGCCUGCGACGAGAACUCGGGGACUGCAGCACAAGGGGCCACUGCUGCUGCGCAGUGUCUCUGCAGCAAAGGCUACUUCUACAGUCCCCUUUUGAAGCAGUGCGUUGCAUGCAGAGACCCCCGCCGCUUCUGUCCCGGAGGGACUGUCUCCUGCGAAAAGGAGACACUUUGUGCUGCUGCUGCUGUCUCCUGCUGCCCCGCGGAGACUGUCUCCUGCAGCAGCAGCGGCAGCUGCCCGCCCGGCUUCCUCGCCUGCGGCCAAAAGGAGACACUUUGCGCUGCUGCUGCUGCUUCCUGCUGCCCCCAGGAGACUGUCUCCUGCCUCGAUGCUGCAGCUUGUCCCCAGGGCUUCCUGCCUUGCCAAAAGGAGACACUUUGUCAAGGAGACACUCCAAUGCCGCCCCAGGACUGCCCCCCCCACACCCGCAUCACCGCCGGCUUCGACACGCCCUCCAGCGCAGAAGACUGCCUGUGCGACCGCGGCUACGCCUUCUUCGGCUACGAAGAGUCCCCGUUGGAGUUGGUGUCUGCCUCCUCGCCGGCGUCCCCCCGCAGCCGCAGCAGCAGCAGCAGCAGCAGCAGCAGCAGCAGCAGCAGCAGCAGCAGCAGGCGGAAGGUGUGCGUGCCUUGUCCCGCGGGGUCCUACAAGUCCUCCGUGCAAGACUCUCACUGCAAUGGACUUUGUGGAGUUUUUUCGACAAGUUUUCGGGGCAUGACGGAGCAGCAGCAGUGCUUUUGCGAAAAGGGGACAUUUUAUGUCAGCAGCAGCAGCAGCUGCGAGUUGUGUCCCUCGGGGGCGGUUUGCGAGGGGGGCCUGACAGCAGCAGCACAGGCCCGGCUGCUGCAGCUGCCGUCAGCAGCAGCAGCAGCAGCAGCAGCAGCAGCGGCGGCCUCGGGGUCGUCCGCCGCCGCAGCAGCAGCAGCAGCAGCAGCAGCAGCAGACGCAGCAGCGGACGCAGCAGCAGCAGCAGUGAGCAGCGAAGACCACAUAAUGCCUUAUCCGAAGGCGAACUACUUCCUCGUGAAACUCAGAGACAGUUUGGAGACACCUGGGGACUGGCUGUUCCUCAAGUGUCCCGUCUCCGGCGCAUGCAGAGACGGAGGGACUUGCGCGGAGACAAUGGGGGACUUUUUGUGCAGCGAAUGCAAAGAGGGGUUUUCCAACAACUUCGAGAGCGAACUCUGCACUGUCUGUCCCCAAGUGUCUCUAAACGGGUGUCUCCUUUUUCUGUACUACUUGGGGCUGCUGCUGUUCAACAUGGUGAUGGCCUAUUUGAAUGUCUCCGCGGGAUUUAACAGAAGGUCCAUUCAUUCUGUUGUGAUUAAAAUUGCUUCCAACUUCGUGACUUGCAUGUGGGUCUUCACAGUGUUGGAUUUGGAGACACUUGGAGUCCCUUCUUGGUUUUUGCGGCUGCGGUCCGACGUGCAGCAGCAGAUGAGUGUCUCCUCCAAGUCCCGGUGGGUCUCCGUGGACUGUCUCCUCCGGAGUCUCUUCCACUUGAGUUAUUCGGAGACAUAUUUCUACUCCAUGUUGUUUUACUUGCUGCUGCCGCUGGCGCUGCCAGCAGCAGCCACGCUGCUGCUGUACCUGCUGGUCUCCAGACUGCAGCAGCAGCAGCAGCAGCAGACGCAGCGGCAGCUGCUGCUGCUGCAGCAGACGCAGCAGUUCCAGCUGCAGGCGCUGGCGCAGCAGCUCCGAGACAAACUCGAGGAAGAGAGACUCUUCCUCAUGUUCCGCAAAGUGUCUCUUCCCGAGGAGACACUUUGGAGACACUUCUCCAAGUUCUUCGAAGACAUGACUCCCGUCUUCGUCACCAUUUGGUUCUUCAUCUACACUUCCACUUCCCGCAACAUGCUGUCUCUUCUCAAGUGCACGGGAAUAGAGUUUGGAGACACUCAAGGAGGGACUAAGUUCUUCCUGGCGGCCGCCAUGAGCAUGCAGUGCGAAGUGUCUCCUUCGAGUCCCUACCUGCCCUUCUUCCUCCUCGGAGUGGUGGGGUUGUUGUUAUGGAGCGUGGGGAUCCCCUUGGGGGCCUUUUGGGUUCUUUUUGUCAACAGAAAAAACUUAAACAGCAAACAAACUCGCCUCAAGUUCGGCUUUCUCCACAACGGCUUUGUGCGCCAGUUCUGGUUCUGGGAGACAGUCGUUUUCGCCCGCAAACUCGCAGUUCUAGUUGUCUCCUCGGCUGCUUUUUUUGUCUCCAAGAGUCUCCCUUCUGCCACUGUUGCUGCUGCCACUGCCCUCGCCAUUGCCUUCAAUAUUCUCCACCUCAAAAACUACUCCACUUUGGAUCGCCUCGAAAACCACAGCAUGGCCAUUUGGACUUUCGCCUGCUGCACCGUCGGGUUGAUUCUGGGCGGGGGUUUCUCUGGGACAGUGAAUUUGGCGUUGUUGGUGGUGGUUUUGGUGCCGGUGGUUUUCUUUUUGUUGGAGGUUUUGCUGAACCUGGCCUUCGCCUACUUCGACAACGUGCGGGCCACCAAACCCUUUUUUAGGGUUCCGUUCUUGGGUCUCCUUUUCCAAACCCUCGCGGCGCUUUCCGAAAAAAGAAAAGCCAAAGAACCCCUCGUGCUUUUCAACAACCGCGAGGAGACAAUCGAGUUACUCGCCGCUCGCCGCAAGGGGGCCCUCGCGCGCCUGCUGCGCCCCCGCAGCAGCAGCAGCAGCAGCAGCAGCAGCAGCAGCAGCAGCAGCAGCAGCAGCAGCAGCAGCAGCAGGAGGGGGAUAAACUACGAAGAACGCAGCUACUUUCUCAAGGUCCUCGGGGAGGCCCUGGGCCUCGCAGUGGUCCACUUGAGACUCGAAGUUGUCCCCGGAUCUUUUUUGGAGUUUGCAUUAAGACUUGGACUUUCUUUUUCUAAAAUAGAAGAAGAGACACAAAGCAGCAGCGCCUCCCUCGGGGCCCUCGCCCGCGGAGACCUCAGCCAGCUGCUGGACUGGUCGCUGCAGCAGCAGAGUCGGAGACAAAAGGAGACAGAAAUUCGGAGACAGCUCGUCAGGGCCCGGGGGACUCUCGCGGUCAACUCGGCCUUCAAAAACUGGCAGCAGAGAGUGAAAAAGGAGACACUGCAGCGCAGCAGCAGCAGCAGCAGCAGCAGCAGCAGCAGCAGCAGCAGCAGCAGCGGAGAAAGCGCGCACUCCGACACGGAACCCGACGAGGAUACCACGGCGCGUUUGGAGGAGUUGGAGAAGGUGGUGGGGCGGAUGACUCGCGAGGAGCAGACGGAGACACUUUAUUUGUUUGACGAGAGUUUGUGGAGUUCGGGGAUAGUUCUUUCGGAGUUAUAUUUGUCUCUUUUGAAGUUGCAAUUAAAGUCUCCGCAGACUUUGGCGGAUCAAUUUGAAGCUUUUCGCGAGAAGAAGCAGCUGCAGCAGGAGCAGCAAACUGCGCAGCAAAGGGCCCGCAACAAAAAGCUCAAACUGCUGAAAAAGGCCCUCAACUGUCUCCUCCGGGAGGCCCCCGGGGGGGCUGCGCAGCUGCUGCCCACGGCUGCGGAGGCGCAGCAGACGCAGCAGCGGCUGCAGCAGGUGCAGCAGCAGCAGCAGCUGCUGCAGCAGCAGCUGCUGCGCCUUAGGGACAAACCCCACACUUUCAGCCCCGACUCCCCAGAGACCUACUUCGCCUUUCUCCAAAACCCCACACCCGAGGAAGCAGAGGCCUUCUUCACGGAACCCGACGAAUCCACCAGCAGCAGCAGCAGCAGCAGCAGCAGCAGCAGCAGCAGCAGCAGUGCUGCUGCAGCAGCAGACGCGCAAACGGCGCAGCCGGAAGCAACGCCGCCUGACGACGCUGCCGCGCUCUUCGCCUCCGACUCCGAAAACGAAGGAGACAGGGUCGUUCGAGUGGUGGGGGCGGACGCUGACCAGUGGAUGGAAGAUUAA